Trichoderma virens Gv29-8 is the source of this 1125-nucleotide messenger RNA. RefSeq lists its product as uncharacterized. Gene Ontology annotation, molecular function: metal ion binding. The transcript is spliced from 4 exons. Lineage: Eukaryota; Fungi; Ascomycota; Sordariomycetes; Hypocreales; Hypocreaceae. The coding region runs from base 1 to 1125 and encodes 374 amino acids. The record is from RefSeq and is a predicted model, not a curated record.
AUGGAAAGGCAAAUGGGAUUGAACCAUCAUCACCACCCUCAUUUCAGUGGCUAUUUCAUCCAAGGCUUUAAUCAAGGUGAUAGGGAUGUUAUUGGGCAGCAACUGGUGGCCUAUCCAAUCCCUCGGCAACAACAGCAGCAGCAACAUGCGAACUUCAACACGGUGGGUGCACCUGCAGCUCCAUCACGGGGGCUUUCUUCGCACAAUUGGCGGGUCCUUUGCCAAGAUGGAAACGUGUUUACACGAUCACCUCCGCCAACUCAGACGAGUGCUGCCCAAUUCCCAGUGGCUGACAGGAGAGUGACUGCACCGGCAAUCGCGGCCGGGCCUGGACCUAGCGGUGUGAACGAUGGGUAUGCGUACUAUUUGAAUCGGGGUAACGGCGAGUUGACCAGACUUGUGCCGGCUGAUAUGCUGCCUGCAUUGAACGAAAUCCCACCGAGAGAGCCUGAGCGGCGAGGAAUGGUGGUUUUGCCGCCGCUGAGAGGCGUUCCGCCCAAAGGGAUGGCGGACAUGAGCCAGACUGUCACAGUCAAAGCGUGCCAAAUCCAUGGGCCUCUGCAUCCAUCGGAUCUCGUCCAGAACCAAAUCGACCGCAUCGUUGCGACCAGCCCUUCGACCCCAAAGAGGAACAAAGUAUACUGCGACAUGUGGAUCCAUGAAGGAAGAUGUGCCUUCACCCAGACGGGAUGCAAGUUUAAGCACGAGAUGCCGUUGGAUGAGGGAUCGCAGAAGGCCCUGGGCCUCUUCCAAGGUCUGCCUGCUUGGUAUAAGAAGCAACAAGAGGAGCUGAAUCUGUGGAGGUCUCGCGAGAAUUCCAGCUCGGAGACUUCGCCCACGGAUUCGCCGUCCCAAAAUGAGUUCGCAUGGCAGAGCCAUAAGAUGGGAAGGGGCUCCGGGGCGGUGGAUUCGCUGACCUCGAUAGUGCCGGACAACAGUAAUCUUGGUACGAACCAUCCUUCUCAAAUAGCGAAAAGCCGCAUCGCUCAAUUUGUCUGGGGUCCAAUUGGGCCGCCUAAUAAGCCGGCAUUGGACAAGGACCCUUGGGGUAAGGGCUUGGGAAACAAAAUAUAUGAGGGCGAGACUUCAUCGAGCCUCGUUUCGGAGGGCCAGAGAGUGAGAUGA